Molecule: messenger RNA, 1606 nt
Organism: Daldinia caldariorum
Lineage: Eukaryota; Fungi; Ascomycota; Sordariomycetes; Xylariales; Hypoxylaceae
Product: FAD/NAD(P)-binding domain-containing protein
Exons: 4
Coding region: 187-1413 (408 amino acids)
Biological process (GO): ubiquinone biosynthetic process
Cellular component (GO): mitochondrion
Molecular function (GO): FAD binding; oxidoreductase activity
Source: RefSeq, a predicted model, not a curated record
GCCAGGUAACUAAAAUGAUUAGACGAAAGGAUGCAACAUGAUCCGCGGUAAAAGGCAACACUGUCACAGCGUUUUCUUCACCUCAUCUUCAUCCCACGUUUAUAUAGCGUAGCUAGGUACCUCUAUAUUAUACACAUACGUACAUCCUUUACUAAACGCAAAACUCACUCCGGCUAGGUAGAAAUCAUGUCACGGCCGUUCCAAAAGGUAAUAGUCGUAGGAGCCGGUCCCUCGGGGCUACUCCUCGCUCUACUCCUCUCUAAGCACGGGAUCCCCGUGGAAAUCCUCGAGGCCUCGCACGAGCUGGACAAGCAGCCGCGGGCGGCGAUCUACGGGCCCCCCGCGAUCCCGGACCUGAGGCGGGCCGGGGUGAUCGAGCAGAUCCGGGCGCGGGGGAUAAGCCCGACGUCGAUGUGCUGGCGGCGCUUCGAGGACCACAGCUGGAUCACAGGGAUGGACGCGGCGGGCCUCGCCGACUACAACGGCGAGGACCUGCGCAUCGCAUGUCUCGUGCUCGACCAGCUCGACCAGCUCAUGCUCGACGAGUUCGUGGGGAAGUAUAACGGCAAGAUCAGCUGGAACCACAGGGUUACGGGUACGGGGCAGGACGACGAGAGGGCAUGGGUGGACGUCGAGACUCCCGAGGGCAAGAAGCAGAUUUACGGCGACUAUAUAGUUGGGUGUGAUGGCGCGGGAAGCCAGGUGAGGAAGUCGUUGUUUGGAGACGAGUACCCGGGUUUUACGUGGGAAAGACAGAUCGUGGCUACGAAUGUAUAUUACGACUUUACGAAAUUUGGAUUUAGGGACUCCAACUUCAUCCUCCACCCUGAUCACUUUUAUAUGGCAGCCCGACUCACCGAAGACGGCCUCUACCGCGUAACGUACGGGGAAUCCCCCGGCCUAACCUGGGAGCAGAUGCGGGAGCGGCAGCCGUGGAAAUACGAGAUCAUGCUCCCCGGACACCCGAAGCCGGGGGAGUACAAGCUGGUCAACAUGUCGCCGUACAAGAUGCACCAGCGGUGCGCGCCGUCGUUCCGCGUCGGCCGCAUCCUGCUGGCCGCCGACGCCGCGCACCUGUGCAACCCAUGGGGCGGCAUGGGCAUCACGGGCGGGUUCGUCGACGUCGGCGGCCUGUACGACUGUCUCGCGGGCAUCUGGGACGGGAAGGCCGACGAGUCGAUCCUCGAUCUGUACAGCGAGAAGCGCAUCGAGAAGUGGAAGACCGUUAUCGACCCCAUUUCCCAGAGCAACUUCCGCCGCGUGUCCGAUAGCGAUCCGGAUACCCUGCUAGAGCGGGACCCGGCCAUGCAGGCGUGUAAGAACGCAGAGAACGACCUUGAGAAGCAGAAGAACUUGUACCUGGCUUUCUUCGAUAUGCGCUAUGACUUUACGCAACAUUAUAAGAAGGCUUAGUACCUAGGUAGGACGUAAUGAUGUCGAGUUCGAGAUACAUGUCAUUUUGUCAUUUUAUACCAAGUAUAUUUGCUCACUCAUCAAUAUUGCACAUUACGAGUCUUCAUUUUUCUCGUAAUUUGGCAGUCUUUCCCCUCCCUUAUCGUCAUAAUACAUUAUUGACGCCCAUCACCACCUAGACUUAGACACUAUG